This is a messenger RNA of Pieris macdunnoughi, 687 nucleotides long. NCBI's taxonomy places the organism in Eukaryota, Metazoa, Arthropoda, Insecta, Lepidoptera, Pieridae. The record is from the annotation of a GenBank genome assembly.
AUGUCAACAACCGCAACGAGGCAUGUCAAAUCAUCAAACUCAGCGAACAUACUUAUGUGCAAACAAUGGUGGAAAGUUUGUUGGAUGUAUGGCGACCAAGAAAAAUACUACCGACAACUCUAUGGAAGAAAGAAAAUCAAUACAAUAAACACGAUUAAUAAGGGACUUUUCGAAAACCCAGACGAACAAAGACCCGGCGCUCAAAUCACAGAAUUAACGGACGGCUUCUUCGAGGAGACGCCAGAAAGAAAAGAAUGGUUCGGAGUAGAGUCAGAACCAAUCUACGGCUUUGAAUACGACCAAAGAAGAAAACCAAUUAACUUGGAUGAUAUUAAUGAAAUAACUAAUAGUAUAAAUCUACCUCCAGGGAAUAGUCGAAGCAGAGACUUACAUAGUGACAAUGAUUUGAUAGGAAAAUCUUCUAGAACAGUCUGUAAGACGAAAAAGGGUCACGUGACAGAGGAAACUGAAAUAUCAACCGAUGGUAAGACGCUAUCAAAUCUAAGAUUUCAUAGAUCGACAGUAAAGAGAGCUCCGAAUAAGGUGAAGGAAGUGCUUGAACCACUCAAGGAAGAUGCAGUGUUGGAUCAAUGCGUUAGAAAAAAGUGUGUGGGCGACACUUUAACCACAACAACGACCACGCUAGUGACUGUGACGCAGCAGAAGGUGACCAGUUGCAAUGAGUGA